This is a messenger RNA of Phycodurus eques (leafy seadragon), 1278 nucleotides long. RefSeq names its product wingless-type MMTV integration site family, member 1 (gene wnt1). Lineage: Eukaryota; Metazoa; Chordata; Actinopteri; Syngnathiformes; Syngnathidae. The transcript has 5 exons. Gene Ontology annotation, molecular function: cytokine activity; frizzled binding. Gene Ontology annotation, cellular component: extracellular region. The coding region runs from base 166 to 1278 and encodes 370 amino acids. Gene Ontology annotation, biological process: canonical Wnt signaling pathway; neuron differentiation; multicellular organism development. The record is from RefSeq and is a predicted model, not a curated record.
GCAGAGCAUCACUCAGAGGGACACAGUGAGGAGGAGUGCAGCAUCCUCCUCGCAUGCGUGCAGGACUUUUCAACAUCAUCCUGCAACCUGUCGACAUCCUCUCGCGCAAUCAAGUCCAUUCAUUAAACUGGUGAGUGUGCAACCAGAACGACAAGAUCUGGCGCAAUGAGGAGUUUGGCGCUUCUGCUGGGCGUGAAAGCCGCGUGCAUCCUGCUGGUGUCGUCGCUCUCCGGCACCGGGGCCGUCAACAACAGUGGCCGGUGGUGGGGCAUUGUCAACGUGGCCUCCUCAUCCAACCUUCUCACCAACUCCAAAAAUGUGCAGUUGGUCUUGGACCCGAGCCUGGCCCUACUGAGUCGUCGGCAGCGUCGACUGAUUAGGCAGAAUCCUGGCAUCUUGCACGCCAUCACGGCUGGACUUCACACAGCCAUAAAAGAAUGCAAGUGGCAGUUCCGUAACCGCCGCUGGAACUGCCCGACCACCCACAACCCGGCAAUAUUUGGCAAAAUUGUCAACCGUGGUUGCAGAGAGACAGCCUUUGUGUUCGCUAUCACCAGCGCGGGGGUGACUCAUGCGGUUGCUCGCUCCUGUUCAGAAGGGGCCAUUGAAUCGUGCACGUGCGAUUAUCGGCGCAGAGGUCCCGGGGGGCCAGACUGGCACUGGGGGGGGUGCAGUGACAACGUGGACUUCGGCAGGAUGUUCAGCCGUGAAUUUGUGGACUCCAGUGAGAGAGGCCGAGAUCUGCGCUACCUCACCAACCUGCACAAUAACGAGGCCGGCAGAAUGACGGUGUCCUCCGAGAUGCGUCAGGAGUGCAAGUGUCACGGGAUGUCAGGCUCCUGCACUGUUCGGACGUGUUGGAUGCGCCUCCCAAGCUUUCGUGCUGUGGGAGACUUCCUCAAGGACCGCUUUGACGGUGCAUCCCGAGUCGUUUACGCCAACAAGGGCAGCAAUCGCGCAUCACACCGAGCAGACCCUCGCCACCUGGAACCGGAAAACCCGGCUCACAAACCACCCUCUGCCAUGGAUCUGGUCUAUUUUGAGAAAUCGCCAAACUUCUGCUCUUACAAUGGUAAAACUGGCACUUUGGGAACUUCGGGUAGAACUUGCAACAGCUCUUCUCCAGGCCUGGAUGGCUGCGAGCUGCUCUGCUGCGGACGGGGGUUUAAGACCCGAGCCGAGAGUUUCACGGAGCGAUGCAACUGCACGUUCCACUGGUGCUGUCACGUCAGCUGCCUGAACUGCACCAGUACUCGAACGAUACACCAGUGUCUAUGA